Messenger RNA from Caenorhabditis remanei, 867 nucleotides. RefSeq lists its product as uncharacterized. The transcript is spliced from 4 exons. The coding region runs from base 1 to 867 and encodes 288 amino acids. NCBI's taxonomy places the organism in Eukaryota, Metazoa, Nematoda, Chromadorea, Rhabditida, Rhabditidae. The record is from RefSeq and is a predicted model, not a curated record.
AUGAGCAAUUUGGAUAUAGAAGCUCCGCCAACAGUAUUCACGCGGGCACAUUUCCCAUCACCUGCUCGAAGAGGAAUGGGUCCCAUGAAAUUUCCUUUACCUUUGUCGCCAUAUGUUCCAGAAGAUGUCAUAAAAACUAAUACGGUAAAUUCUGAUAUUUUAUCUACGAGUAACGUUCCUGUAUUCCCACUGCCUGUCACUACCAGUCAAGGUGAUGAGUUUGAAAAAAUGAAAAAGCAACUCGUGGAAGCUCUGCAAAAAAUCGACGAUUAUAACAAAAAAGAAAAUGAACUAAUGUCCAAAAUAGAAGAAUUGGAUGCUGAGAACGAAAAAUUAAAAUCAGAGGUCCAAAAACUGACCGACCAAGACAGUGAAAACAAAAAUAAACAAGAAAUGUAUGAAGAGAAAACCAGAAUGAUGAAAUUAGAUACAGAAUCUAAAGAAGACAUGCUGGAAAUUCUUCGUGUUCAAUGUGAAGAAUUAAAAAAUGAACUUGAUAAAGUCUCUCAAGAAAAAUUGAAGACUGAUGCGGAAAAUAUAGAAUACGUGGAACUGCUAAUCAACGAAAACAAUACCUUACAACAGGAGAACAGUACUGUCAAAAUGGUCAAUAACGAAAUGACACAAGAAAUGGAAAAUCUGACAGUGCUGAAACACGAAUUAGAAAUAGCUCUGAAACAAAAAACAGCUGAACCAGAAGUGACUCUAGAAUCUGAAUUGGAAGACACGACCUGUGCAAUUUGUAUGGAAGAGAUGCGUUUGAAAAAGUGUACUCCUUGUCGAAGAAGAUUUCAUAAGAGUUGCCUUGAACACUGGCUACAAGGGAACAACAGCUGUCCUACCUGCCGAGCUUCUAUGAGUGUCUAA